Molecule: messenger RNA, 336 nt
Organism: Sclerotinia sclerotiorum 1980 UF-70
Lineage: Eukaryota; Fungi; Ascomycota; Leotiomycetes; Helotiales; Sclerotiniaceae
Exons: 6
Coding region: 1-336 (111 amino acids)
Source: RefSeq, a predicted model, not a curated record
AUGUAUGGAGACUGUAGGGAGGAAACAAGAGAGGAAGGCACACUUACUGCUGAAAAUGAAUUCGUUGGGAAAGAUGAGGAGGUAGUGUUAGAAAGAGAUCUGUGGAACUGCUCAGUGUUGUGCAAGGGAGAAAAGAGAGGUGUUAGCGGUAAAGGAAAUCUGGAUAAUGAAAUUAGAGUAUCGUCUGAGUACGAAAACACGGGGUAUAAGGAACUGAGUAGCUGGGAUACUCUUACCACCGAAAACUCCACAACUCCACACAAGCAAGAACCUCCCGAUCAAUCAAAUCCUCCUCAAUUUUCCAUCCAAGUAGCCCCAGCAGAUAUAAAUACAUAA